CUCUUUCUCUCACCGCUUAUCCACCUCUCUGACCCCUCCACUCCCCGUUCACUCGGUGCAUGUCGCAUAGCCGUAGCCGAAGAGGUUGUAGAAGUAGAAGUAGCACCAGAGGUGGCUCCAGAGCCAGAACCAGAGCCAGAGGUAGCUCCAGAACCAGAACCAGUGCAAGAGGUAGCCCCAGAACCAGAGCCAGAGCCUCAGCCAGUGGAAGAAGUGCAGGAAGAGACCUAUGAAGAGGAAGAGGAGAAGCCAAAAUUCAAACCUUCAGCACCUAGGAUUCCUGAAGGGGAUAAAGUAGACUUUGAUGACAUCCAAAAGAAGAGGCAGAACAAAGAUCUUAUUGAACUUCAGGCCCUGAUUGAUGCUCACUUUGAGCACAGAAAAAAGGAGGAGGAGGAGCUCAUUGCCCUCAAGGAAAGAAUUGAGAAGCGUAGGGCAGAGAGGACCGAGCAGCAGAGGAUCCGGGCCGAGAAGGACAAGGAACGCCAGGCCAGACGUGAGGAGGAGAGGCUGAAGAGAGAGGAAGCAGACAUCAGGAAGAAAGCUGAUGAAGACGCUAAGAAGAAAUCCGCUCUGGCCAACAUGGGCUCCCAGUACAGCAGCUACCUGCAGAAGGCUGACCAGAAAAGGGGAGGGAAGAAGCAGACUGAGAGAGAGAAGAAGAAGAAGAUCCUGGCUGACAGACGCAAGGCUCUCAACAUCGACCAUCUGAAUGAAGACAAGCUGAGGGAGAAGGCGAAGGAACUGUGGGACUGGAUGCAUACCCUGGAGUCUGAGAAGUUCGAUCAUAUCGAGAAGCUGAAGAAGCAAAAGUAUGAGGUCACCACUCUCAGAAACCGCAUUGAUGAGCUUCAGAAGCACAGCAAGAAGGGAGCCGCAGCUCGUCGCAGAAAGUAGAGCGUCUCGGCGGCGCACAGGGGCUCCGGCAUUUCCUCACACCAAGGCUUGAGCUCGGACUGCUGCCGUAGAGGGAACUACUGCACCUUCGAACGCCACAACUAAAAGGCUGACCAAGACCCGACUGACACUCCAUGCUUCACAGCUGCGCGUGGUGUGUGAAGUCCAGAAAACAGUUAUUUUAUGUAGCCUAGAUAAUAUCACCAUCCUGGGCUGUUUGCCUUUCAAUAGUUUUGUAAAUAAAGCGUGAUUCUUCUGCCUUCAAUUUUUGUAGAUCUUGUUAUUGUUGGCAGCUCAAUAAAAUAACUUUUCUCACAUUCA
Molecule: messenger RNA, 1218 nt
Organism: Brienomyrus brachyistius
Lineage: Eukaryota; Metazoa; Chordata; Actinopteri; Osteoglossiformes; Mormyridae
Product: troponin T, fast skeletal muscle isoforms-like
Exons: 11
Biological process (GO): sarcomere organization; muscle contraction; regulation of muscle contraction
Cellular component (GO): troponin complex
Molecular function (GO): troponin C binding; tropomyosin binding; troponin I binding
Source: RefSeq, a predicted model, not a curated record